Medicago truncatula (barrel medic) is the source of this 1203-nucleotide messenger RNA. RefSeq lists its product as uncharacterized. The transcript is spliced from 6 exons. The record is from RefSeq and is a predicted model, not a curated record. Gene Ontology annotation, molecular function: calcium ion binding. Lineage: Eukaryota; Viridiplantae; Streptophyta; Magnoliopsida; Fabales; Fabaceae. Bases 91 to 969 code for a protein of 292 amino acids.
UUAGGGUCAAAAAUAAAAAUAAAAAUAAAUUUGAGAACCAAGAACGAGAAUUGAAAGAACACAAAUCUACCUGAGACAAUCUAAUCCAAAAUGGCAAAACGCGAUACCUCUGAAUCCAACUCACAAUCGGAAGAAAGAACAUCAUCGGAAUCAGAAGCAGAAGAAACCGUACGGAAUGUUAGUAGUAGUACCAUGAUGUCCGAGUACGAGAAACAAAGACUAGAGAGAAUUGCAGAAAACAAAGCGAGGUUAAAGGCUAUGGGUUUACCUCAAAUGGUUUCUUCCUUGAAAACUUCAACUCCAAUUAAGAAGAAUAUGAAGAAGAAGAAAGGUAAAGAGAAGGUUGAAGAUGAUGAUGAUGAUGAGUAUAUACCCCAAAAUGAGGAAGAACAAGAACGUGAUGAAUCUGAUUCUUCUAGUGAACAACAUGAACAUGAUUCUGACUUUGAAAAUGCUUCUGGGUCACGCAAAAGAAAGGUGAAGAACAAAAGUUUGAAGGUGAAAAGUAGAGUAACUGGAAAGAAGCAUGGUGGUACUUCAGAGAAUGUUGAUGAAGAAGAAGAAGCUUUGAUGCAGGCAAUUGCUCUUUCUCUGCAAGACUCUGCAGAAGCUUCAUUUUGCUCUAACAAGACUAUAGGGAACAUCAGCAAGGCUGAGAAAAAGGGAAGCAUUCAGAUUCAAGAAGAUAAGGGAAGAAAGAAGAACAAAAAAUCGUUUGCUAGUCGGCUGCAAAUGACAGAGGACGAACUCAUUGUACACUUCUUCCAGCUUGAUGAAGCAGGAAAAGGAACUGUAACAAUAAGGGAUUUAGAGAAAGCAGCUAUAACUCAUGAUUUUUCAUGGACAGACAAAGAGUUAGUUGAUAUGAUUCGUUGCUUUGAUAGUGAUGGAGAUGGAAGGCUAAGCCUUGACGAUUUUCGGAAGAUUGUUGUUCGUUGCAACUUGAUAAAAGGCCCUGAAAACUCUUGACAAGGUCAAGGUUAAUAGAAAAGGUUCCUCAAAGUUUUAGGCAUAUAAUAUAGGAUAGGAUGGUAAUAUUUAUCUGUAAUUUUUUGUGGCUAUUUUGGCAUCACUUUGAGGGGUGGAGAGCAUGAUAACAACAGUAUAAAGACCAUUGGAAAGAUGAACUUGCAACGAAUAUUGAAAUCUCACAUACAUAAAUGGAGGAGCCGGGUUUGUACCCGAUCACGAUGUCCAGCAUAA